Messenger RNA from Onychostoma macrolepis, 4835 nucleotides. RefSeq names its product E3 SUMO-protein ligase RanBP2-like. The record is from RefSeq and is a predicted model, not a curated record. The transcript is spliced from 11 exons. Gene Ontology annotation, molecular function: peptidyl-prolyl cis-trans isomerase activity; zinc ion binding. Lineage: Eukaryota; Metazoa; Chordata; Actinopteri; Cypriniformes; Cyprinidae. Bases 47 to 3265 code for a protein of 1072 amino acids. Gene Ontology annotation, biological process: protein peptidyl-prolyl isomerization; intracellular transport; protein folding.
GCGGUUGAGCUGUUGUGUGUUUGCGUCUCUGUAUUCAUGCAGUAAAAUGGCAGAAGCCAGAAUUUCUCAGGCUGAGUUCUUGUGUCCACUGUGUCAGGAUCUCCUGAAGGAUCCAGUGGCCAUUCCCUGUGGACACAGUUACUGUCAGAGCUGUAUUUCAGGCUUCUGGGAUCAGGAGGAUCAGACGAGAGUCUACAGCUGCCCUCAGUGCACACAGACCUUCAGUCCAAGACCUGCUUUAGCUAGAAUCACCGUGCUGGCUGAAAUGGUGGAGAAACUGAAGAAGACCAGACUUACUGCUGACUGUUACGCUGGAGCUGGAGAUGUGCAGUGUGACGUCUGUACUGGAAGAAAAUACAAAGCCAUCAAGUCCUGUCUGGUGUGUCUGAACUCUUACUGUCAGAAUCACCUCGAACAACAUGAGAGUUUCUUUAAAGGAAAGAGACACAAAGUGACUGAUGCCACUGGACGACUGCAGGAGAUGAUCUGCCAGAAACAUGAGAAGCUCCUUGAGGUUUUCUGUCACACUGACCAGAAAUGUAUAUGUGUGCUGUGUGCGAUGGAUGAACAUAAAAACCAUGACACUGUAUCAGCUGCGGCACAGAUGACAGAGACACAGCACCAGCUGAAGGAGACGCAGAAGACGCUCCAGCAGAGAAUCCAGCAGAGAGAGAAAGAUCUCCAGCAGCUGAGAGAGGCUGUGGAGUCUCAUAAGCGCUCUGCACAGACAGCAGUGGAGGACAGUGAGAGGAUCUUUACUGAGCUCAUCCGCUCCAUUGAGAGACGCCGCUCUGAGCUGAUACGGCUGAUCAGAGAUCAGGAAAAGCAAGCAGUGAGUCGAGCUGAAGGACGACUGGAGCGACUGGAGCAGGAGAUCAAUGAUCUGAGGAGGAGAGACGCUGAGCUGGAGCAGCUUUCACACACACAGGAUCACAUCCGGUUCCUGCAGAGUUUCCAGUCUCUCUCAGCUCCUCCUGAAUCUACAGACGUAAAUGAUGAUCUCUUCAGUUCUCUCGUCUCUUCUGAUGAUCUGAGAGAAUCUGUUCAUCAGCUGAGAGACAAACUGGAGGAUUUCUGCAAAGUGGAGCUCAAGAAGAUCUCAGACAGAGUUGCUACUACUACAGGUCCCUCUGUGUGCUACAAUCAGUCUCCAGCAUAUCCUCAGAUUUCAUCCAAAAAAACUGAUCUCGUAACUCCUUCUACACCAAAGGUGAAACCUGAAGAGGAUCUCAAAGGCUCUGCCCCAGUGGCUCCUCCGGCCAAAUUGUUUUCUUUAGGACUGUCUGGAGAUUCUGCUAAGAACACCGCCAGCACUGAUGUCAGUUUGAAGGGCAUCUUAUUUGGAUCUCAAAAACCAGUUUCAUUUGGGUUUGGAUUAAAGGAUGCUGUGGUGACAUCUGCUGGCUCUGGAGCUCAGGCUAAGAAGAAAACAAUCAAGGCAGAUGCACUACAACAUAAGAAAAUGUCAGCAGCUCCAGCGGUCCCAUGUGACACUGCCCCCUGCAGCACUGAAAAAAGUAAUGCAACACCACAAGGAGGGUUGGCUAAAAGAGAUGGACCGUGGGAUUGUGACACUUUCCUGGGUGGAAAUAAGGCCACAUCUAGCCACAUCAUUUUGUGUGAGACAGCAAAACCAAAUAUGAAAAACAAGACCUCUGCUGCUCCGUCAGUUUCCUCUUUUGUUGUCUGCCAACCUGCUGCGACAGCAUUUACAGCCAAUGCAGGCAAUGCUUUUCAGUUCGGUACAAGAACUGAUAAAGCAUCCUUAGAAGGCUUCAAGAUUGAGUCCUCUACAACAGAGGCUGAAAAGUCAUCAAGCAGUUCAAAUGUUUCAUUUUCCGUGCCAGUGCCCAUUGAUGUAUUUAAGUCUGGUAUUGCAAAAUCUGAGGCAGAAACAUCAGACAAACAGUCACAAAAUGGAUCUACAUCAGACCUCCUCAAAAAUGUUGCUGAAGUUCACAAAGAGGAAGAAAAAGAGGCAGCCCCAAGUUCCUCAGAUCAGUCUGUAGAUGCUUCCGGUCGUGAUAAUAGUCCCCUCAAUACUGAAGGAGAUUCUGAAAGCGCAGUGAGGGAUCUGAAGGGAAAGCCGUAUGUGGCUGGAGCUGAUGGAGCAUCUGAUCAUACAGGUCUUUCUUUAGGAUUUGCAUCUGCAGGUUUGUUUUCAUUUACAGACCUGACAAAGAGUACAGAGGAAUUUGCAUUUGUCAAAAAAGAUCCUAAUUUUACAUGGUCAGAUGCCGGAGCCAAAGUUUUUGGAUGUGCAGCUACAAAAAAUGAAGAAAAAGAGGAGGGCGGUGAUGAUGAUAAUGACGAGAUCCACUUCGAGCCGAUCGUGUCUCUGCCUGAGGUGGAGGUGAGGUCCGGUGAGGAGGACGAAGAGAUCCUGUACAAAGAAAGAGCCAAACUGUACCGUUGGGAUCGUGAGCUCAAUCAGUGGAAGGAGCGUGGCGUGGGAGACAUCAAGAUCCUCUACCACCCCGUGAAAAAGCGCUACCGUGUGGUGAUGAGACGCGAGCAGGUGCUAAAAGUCUGCACCAACCACACCAUCAACCAGAGCAUCGAGCUCAAGCCCAUGAACACCUCAGCUAACGCGCUGGUGUGGACCGCCACUGACCACUCCGAGGGUGAUGGGAAAGUCGAGCAGCUGGCGGCCAGGUUCAAGACUCCAGAGCUGGCCGAGUCCUUCAGACGAGUGUUCACCGACUGCCAGAGCCGCAUGACGCAGACUGACGCUGCUCAGACGUCCGCCGCUGAGGCGCUUUCACGAGAGUCCAACCCUGUGGUGUUCUUCAACAUCGCCAUAGAUGGUGAGGAUGCUGGGAGAAUCAUCAUGGAGCUCUUCGCUCACAUUGUCCCCAAAACAGCGGAGAACUUCCGGGCUCUGUGUACGACAGAGAAGGGCUUCGGUUACCAUCAGUCUGUCUUCCACAGGAUCGUCCCGGGCUUCAUGUGUCAGGGUGGUGAUAUCACCAGUCAGGAUGGGACGGGAGGAAAAUCCAUCUACGGAAAGAUGUUUGAAGACGAGAGCUUUGAGGUGAGGCAUACAGGGCCGGGGCUGCUGUCCAUGGCCAACCGUGGCAGAGAUACCAACAACUCACAGUUCUUCAUCACCCUCAAGAAAGCAGAGAACUUGGACUUCAAGCACGUGGCCUUUGGCUUCAUCAGAGAGGGCAUAGAUGUGGUGAGGAGAAUCGGAGAGCUGGGCACUAAAGAUGGGAAACCCACGAAAACGAUCACGAUCUCAGACUGUGGACAGAUUAAGUGAACUUUUCUAUGCAAACAACUCUUCAUCAUCAUGUUUGAGAUUGUGUUUCCUGAACUCUUGUGUAAAUCAGGACUUGCAUAUGCAGUGGUUUUAUAUUUGUCCUGUUGGUGUGUUAUAAAGUGCACAGCACUAGUUGACAAUGAAGCUUAUGCUUUGCAAAAAAGAAGAAAAAAACGGUAACGCUUUAGAUUACAGCCCACAAUUUACAGUGCAAGUAAACACAAUUUACAGCGUAACUUUUGUUUGUAAUUAUAGUGUACCUAUAGAGUACCGUUGUGUUUGGGGCAAGGUUAAUAUCGUUUUCAAAUUUGCUAUAAAAUUCAGUUUAGUUUUUAUUAGUUUCAUGAAUAUUUUUGUUAGUUUUAGUUUAGUUUUUAUUUCGUGAAUACAUUUUUAUUUAGUUUUUAUAUAGUUUAGUUUCAGUUUUAAUUAAAGUUUAGCAGAAUUAACAGAUCACUUCCAGAGCGCAGGUCAAAGAAAGACGUAGUCUAGCGACACAAAAUUAAUGCAUGCUGAGAUUGAUUAGAUGGUAAAAGUAUACAAAUAUACACCAAAGGAAGCAGUCAAGCCUUUUUAAUCUACACAAGUUGUGCUUAAUGUCAUAUCUAAUGAUGUGUGUUGAGAUAUUUAAUAUGAAUGUAUUUUUUUCUCAUUUAACCAUAAUUAUGAUAUUGUACUGUAUACUGUCGUGUCUUGUUCACUUUUCUGUGAACAGCCGUGCAUUAAUUCAUAACUGGGACUGAUGAAAUUCAAUAAUGACGGCAAUCGCAUUUAACAGUAAAGGCUCAUAUUUGAAUAUGUUUUAAUUUGUGAAGAAUUAAAAUAAAAUACUUAAUACUUUCUGGCAACAGUAAUUAGUUACACUACUAGUUACAUUACUUUUUCUUCAUGUCCCACAGAAGUUGUAACUGUGUGUCAUAAAAUUCUUCUAGAAUGUUACUAACAACAUAUUUCUGCCUCAUCAUUUGACCAAAAUCCACAUUGGAUCACAGUCAGAAGUUAUUACAAACACUCGAUAGUGAUUGAUUGUGACAUUCAAGUAGAAGUGUGGGUAACACUUUAGAAUAGGCAACACUUAUUCACCAUUAACUACGACUUUUCCCUCAAUAAACUCCUAAUUUGCUGCUUAUUAAUAGUUAGUUGUUAAGUUUAGGUAUUGGGUAGGAUUAGGCAUGUAGAAUAAAAUAAAGUGUUACCAUGUGGUAUAUCUCAUUAAUUGUCAUGUGUAGCUUGAAUUGGAAUUUCUCCGUUACCCAUAUAUUAUUAUAUUUCAUUAUGUAUUUUAUCAAAUCACAUAAGUUUGUAAGAAACUGUUUAAUUUUCCCUAAAGAUUUGUAAUUAUAGUAAUAUAAUGUGCCACAUGCUGAUCAGAGGGAUGUGGGUGGGAUGUAAUGCCAGAGUAAAGUAAAGUCGCAACUUACACAGUGUUCAGAUCAUCUUUUUUCCUGACAAAAUCAAUAUAAUGCAAUAUUUCUAUCUGCUGAAUGUAAGCUUUUCCAUAUUCCAAGCUUGCCUGCUGCACCGGGGACAUCACAUGCAUGCGCAGUCAUGAAAAUUAUGAAAAUAAAUC